This is a messenger RNA of Pochonia chlamydosporia 170, 2661 nucleotides long. Its product is annotated as spindle pole body component. Lineage: Eukaryota; Fungi; Ascomycota; Sordariomycetes; Hypocreales; Clavicipitaceae. Gene Ontology annotation, cellular component: spindle pole body; spindle pole; centrosome. Gene Ontology annotation, biological process: mitotic spindle organization; establishment or maintenance of microtubule cytoskeleton polarity; microtubule polymerization. The coding region runs from base 1 to 2661 and encodes 886 amino acids. The record is from RefSeq and is a predicted model, not a curated record. The transcript has 4 exons. Gene Ontology annotation, molecular function: microtubule plus end polymerase activity; microtubule plus-end binding.
AUGGCGGACCAGGAGGAGGACUACAGCUCCUUGCCGCUCCCUGAUCGGUUCACCCAUAAGAUUUGGAAGGUCAGGAAAGCAGCAUACGAAGAUGCCGCAAAACAGUUCUCCGUUUCCCCAGACGAGUCCGAUCCAUGCUUUCGGCCAUUUAUUAACGACCCGAAUCUAUGGAAAUCUGCCGUGACCGACUCCAAUGUCGCCGCCCAACAAGAAGCCAUCAUCGCCCUGUGCGCGUUCCUGAAAUUUGGCGGACGAGAUGGUGCUUUGCGAUCUCGUGGAUUGACAAUCACUCCCAUGGUGGAAAAGUGUCUAUCCUCGACAAGAGCAGCCACCAAGCAAAACGCCCAAGAGGCUUUACUUCUCUACAUUGAACUCGACACUGCUGGGCCCGUUAUUGAAGAUGUCUUGCCAGGAUUGACCAACAAAGUCCCUAAGAAUGUAGCUGCUACGUUAAAUGCGUUGACCGCUAUAUUCCACAACUAUGGAUGCAAAAUAGUCGACCCAAAACCAGUACUGAAAGCCUUGCCAAAGGUCUUUGGUGCGGCUGACAAGAACGUUCGUGCUGAGGCGACCAACCUCACUGUUGAAUUGUACAGAUGGUUGCGCGAAGCCAUGAAGCCUAUGUUCUGGGGUGAACUGAAACCAACCCAACAGACUGACCUGGAAGCGCAGUUUGAGAAAAUCAAGGCAGAGCCGCCUCCAAAACAGGAACGACUCCUUCGGUCUCAACAAGCAGCAGCAGACUCUGCAAUCAAUGGUGGAGAUGACGGCGAUGUUGGAGGAGAUGAUGAGGGGGAAGAGGCGGCUGAGAUGGAUGCGUUUUCUCUGGCUGAGCCAGAAGAUGUUACCAAAAAGAUUCCAGCCAACUUCACCGAUAUGCUUGCCUCCUCGAAGUGGAAGGAUAGGAAGGAGGCCGUCGAGGCCUUGUAUCAGGCGAUAAAUGUCCCCCGUAUCAAGGACAGCGAUUUCAACGAAGUCAAUCGAGGGCUCGCCAAAUGUAUGAAGGACGCCAACGUAGCUGUUGUUACACAAGCAGCGCAGUGCAUUGAACAACUUGCCAAGGGACUGCGACAGAGCUACGGCAAAUAUCGAGCAGUUGUCAUGCAACCUAUAAUGGAUCGAUUAAAGGAGAAGAAGGCAUCAGUUUCGGACGCUCUUGGCGCCGCCCUAGAUGCCGUCUUUACCUCGACUAGCUUGACCGACUGUCUUGAAGAUAUCACGGCGUACUUGAGCAACAAGAACCCUCAGGUUAAAGAAGGCACCAUGAAAUUCCUGAUCCGUUGCCUACGCACCACUAGAACGGUUCCCGCCAAACCUGAGAUUGCCACAAUAUGUGAAGCGGGUAAGAAGCUGCUCUCGGAGUCUAGCCCGGCGCUCCGUGAUGGAGGCGCUGAGAUCCUUGGAACCGUCAUGAAAAUCAUUGGUGAACGGGCCAUGACCCCAUACUUGGACGGUCUCGACGACAUUCGCAAGACAAAGGUCAAAGAGUUCUUCGAGACAGCCGAAGUCAAAGCCAAGGAAAAGCCAAAGCCCGUGCCGGUAGCGAAGGCUCCUCCCCCUUCGGCAAAGAAACCACUCGGCGCAAAGAGGCCGGCUGUGAAAAAGGCCGGAGCUCCUGUGAUGCCUGCAGAGACUCCCACGGCGGCCCCGGCAGCACCCAAGCUUGCGGCUCCCGGUAGCAAACUCGGCGGCCUGAAGCCGUCUGGCCUGGCUGGAUUGAAGGCCCCUCAGAAACGUACACUAGGGGCCCCCGGGGCCGCAUCCCCUCGACGUCCUGCUGCUGGCCCGCCGGUCAUGCCUUCGGAUGAUGAACCUGCAGCUCCACCACCACAGCCUCGAGCUGGGUUGUCUCGAGGUCUCGCUGGCCGCUCGCUGGCAAAGCCUGCGGCAGCUCCAAUAAUGCCUGCCGCCGAUUCUCCGCCACCUGCCAGCGGCCUCUCUGCUGUGGAACGUGCAGAAUUAGAAGAGCUUCGAGCAGCCAACGAAAGACUUUCGCGCCAAGUCGAUGACAUGAGGCAAGAACGGAACAGGUUCAUGUCUGAGAUUCAAGAACUGAAGAAUCAGAAUGCUGGGCUCAUAGAGGACCAUACCAGAGAUGUUCUCAGCAUCAAAGCCAAAGAAACACAGCUUGUAAGAGCCCGAAGCGAUGCUGAGGCUACCGAACAGGUCAACGAGAGGUUACGACGAGAGCUUGAGCGCUUGAAGAGAGCACUGAGCCGGGCUGAGGGCCUAGGCGCGCAGACUGGGAUGGGAAGUCCAGUAACAUCGCCGAUACAUGACGAUGUUGGUAUCUAUCGUGAUUCAGGAGCCGCAUCCUCAAACCGAAACAGAAUGAGCUUCACUAGUACCAUGUCGGAAGAGAAGGAGAAUGGAGAAUUGUCUUAUCCCAGGAGCAAGCUCAGCCCCGAACUUCGCCAUAGUGGAAGCGGAGCUUCCUCUGGACGUGGCUCUCCUGCUAGAGGAUUCAGGAGCGCCAUACCUGCUGCAUAUGAAUCUCACGAGUCCAGCGCACCGACAAGCCGAGAGAGACCCGUUUCGUCUUUACCACAGCCUACAAAUGGCGGCGGGGUCGAGAGUUGGAAACGUGCAGCCGAAGUCACGAGUCAGCUCAAAGCUCGCAUUGAACAAAUGAAGGCUAAGCAAGGCUUUUCUCGACCUUGA